Molecule: messenger RNA, 2992 nt
Organism: Cydia fagiglandana
Lineage: Eukaryota; Metazoa; Arthropoda; Insecta; Lepidoptera; Tortricidae
Exons: 2
Coding region: 106-816 (236 amino acids)
Biological process (GO): regulation of transcription by RNA polymerase II
Cellular component (GO): nucleus; transcription regulator complex
Source: RefSeq, a predicted model, not a curated record
UAGAAUGUAAAUCGCCAUUAUCGCAUCGCCCGAACGCGUUGCGAUUAGCGAUAGUUACAUGCAAAAAUCAACGUACUGCAGAAUUAUCGCGCUAGUUUUACUAAAAUGGGAGAUAAAAUACUAGUAGAACAAAUAAUCGAAACAAUAAAGCAGCAUCCAGUUCUUUACGACCAUAAGGUUCCAUGUAGAAAAGAUCUAAGUGAGGCGUUAUGGGAAGAAAUAGCUGAUACAUUCGAUCUCGAUGUACAAAUUCUGAAGGUAAAGUGGAAAAACCUCAGAGAUUGUUUCAAGAAACACAUAAGAGCGCAGACCGAUAACUCGAAAGCAGUUUCCUCAUACAAAUAUUGGCAUUGGGCUAAGUACUUGGAAUUCUUACGGCCGCACAUACGUUCAAAUACAGAAGUCGUUUACCAUACUGAAGAUGAUCACAAUACGAAAGAAUAUUCUGAAAAUAUAAUCAAUAUUAAGCUGGAAGAAGCGGAUCACACGAAUUUUGGGUCAGACUUUGACGCUACUGAAUGUAACAGCAAACAACCUACAAAAAAUAAGGGGAAACAUUCUACAAACAAUUUUGGGUCAGACUCAGAUAAUUUAGAAUGUGUGAUAGAACAACCAAAUAGGAAAAAGAGACGUAUAAAUUCCGAUCCAAAUAUGAAAAGUCAAAAUAACCGAGAAUUGCAUGAAUUCGAUGACAUAGAAUUGAUAUUUUUAGGGUAUGCGAAGACGGUUAAGAAAAUGCCUUUAAAGAGGCAGAUAAGCGUAAAAAUGAAGAUUGCGAAGAUAAUGAUGGAGGAAGAACUAAAAUGCUUAGAAUGAGAUUUAACCGUUCACCUCUCGAUACAUUCUAAGGAUGGUGCGAGAGGAUAUUUUAUAAUGAAAAUGAAACGCUCGUUAUUUUUAACACAAAUCAUAUUCUGUUCGAUUUUAAAAAACUUAUACAUUACAUAUCACAUCGUUUUUUUAUGCAGCUGUUUUACACAGUAAAUAAUGUAACGCUGAAACAGUGCUUUUAAGUGCUAACUUAGUACAUUAUAUAAAAUAGUGCUCUAGCCGUGCUCUCACAAAAAUAAUGUUCUUAUCAUACACAGUAGCAGGAACUUAUUUCUUAAGCAAUUGACUAGAACAAAAUAGAAAGCUGUAAAAGCUAUUCGAAAAUGGAAUAAGAAAUUAAAUCCAGAAAAUAAAAUAACUUAUCAAAAAAGCAAAUUAUUAAUACAAACAGUUAAAGCCGAAAAUUAAAUUUCGUUAUCUACUGCAUCUCUAUCCCUCUUGUGUAUUCGAGCGAUAGAGAGGCGGUUAACGCAAUUUCGAUUUUCGCGGUAGACCCUCUGAUAUCAUUGAUUUUUGGUGCUAGUAUUAAUCGGAGGGUGCAAGAUAAUAAUAUUUAUAUUACAUAAUAAUAUUCAAGCGAUGCGCUUAAAUAAUUACUAAUCGUAAGAUGUUUUAGAGAUAAUUAGCUCAAGAUUAUGAGAUUCGCAUAUGAAUACUAUAAAUUGAAGAAAGAGAGGAGAUAGCAGGUACCAAAUUGUACUAUAAUAAGACAUUCAGCUAGUAUAGAUAGAAAAUUACAAAUUUGUGUUUAGAUAGAUUUCAAAGAUAUGACAAUAUUAAACAUCUGUGCUAAUGUAGAAGUUAAAAUUUCACGUAGCGUCUACUUAGUUACACAGAUUUAGGCAAAAUACAAUUUAAAGAAUGUAGUUGAUGAAAGAUUAGUGGAUGUUAUUUAUUUUAUCCCGGUCCUUCAAAUACGUAACAGUCUUACAAUUGUGCCUACCGCUUAACUUCAACUUAGUUAAUCCCCAUUCGAUUCUCUCAGCAAUAUCUACCCUAUAUAUUACCUUUUCUUAAUACUAAUAUCGCAUAAUCUGACAGAUGGUUUUACACGAGUUUGAAGUUGAGCGACUCAUUUGUUCUUUCUUUUCUUUUAAUACGUUAUAAUGUUUUAUUGUUUUAGAGUUCAGGGGGCCGAUUUUUGAAAUUCGGCCAGUCGAUUUCGUGUAUUUCGUUAAAUGAUAUCUCCACUAUUAGGCUUUUAAAUUCUACUAAUAGUAUUGAAUUCGAGUGGCCAAUACCACUAGAUUACAAAUUUCGGUCGCUCGUAUUUCAAAAAUUAGUAUUUCGCCGUUUUCCACUGAUUUUCGAGUGACGAAAUCGAGCGAUCGAAAUUCAAAAAUCGACCCCCAGUCUUCGUCAGACAAACACGCUUAAGAUAAAACCGGGGUUAGAUGAAGUACUUAGAUGCUUAUUUUCAUGCCUGUGUUAACUCAGAGCACGGAUAAGUAUUAAAUGUUUUUAACUUAAGAGGCUCGAUAUUGGACAUGAUAUUGAACCUGUUUACAGUAAUACAGGAUUUCUAAUAAGAAAAUGUAUAUAUUAUGUCACUAAACUUUAAUAAUAAACAUCAAUUUGUAUUCUUGUCCCGAUCCCAGGUUAGCACAGGUAUGCUUAUGUUUAAUCAUUGCACAGCCCUAAGCAUUCGGAAGUAACAACAUAUCGAAGUAACCGCAAUAAUGCGGUUACUUUUACAGUUCGACUACCAUAUUGAUUGAAUAUUUUGAUGCUCUAAUAACGUUUUCUCAAAAUCUAUAUAGGUAUAUAUUUUAAACAAAUCUAGGUACUCUUAAUCAUUUAUAAUAUACAUACAAUACACCUAUAAAUUAUUUGUUACUUUUGGGUUGACAACUAUGUAUUUGUUUAAAUUUUCAACAGUAUCUUAACAAAAUGUCUAAUAUAAUAUAACAUUUGAUACAAAAUUUGUGUAAUUUUUAUUAAAAUCCCUAUCUAUAUAUUUAAUCUUAUUUUAUCGCUUUUAUACAAUUUUAGGUUAAAUGCAAUCUCACUAAAUUAUUACAAUAGCGUAUAAGAAAAUUUUAUAACUUUAAGGAUACUUAAAAUAGGUACAAAAAUCAAUCUUAAAAUUAAUUUCGUAUCUAAAUGGAAAACUUUGGAAGAAACGGAUUUUAGCCACUGGCAAUGUGCGAUGGUUUAAAGC